Molecule: messenger RNA, 1223 nt
Organism: Tachysurus fulvidraco (yellow catfish)
Lineage: Eukaryota; Metazoa; Chordata; Actinopteri; Siluriformes; Bagridae
Exons: 5
Coding region: 277-981 (234 amino acids)
Biological process (GO): response to bacterium
Source: RefSeq, a predicted model, not a curated record
GACAGCAGAUUAAAGUAACUAAUAAACUAAUGAGUUAUAAGAAUAAAUGUGAGAAUAUAAAAUGAGAUUUCAGAAGCUUAUUGAACACCAGAACAGAACAGGAGACAGGAUGUAGGGUCUCGUGGCUGAAGAAGUUAAACCGGAAAAAAGCAGAAACACAAGACUUUUUAUUCCACUAAGUGUCUGUUCACAUGUUCAGUGGAGGAUGUGUGUUAGACAUGGCAGAGUUCCUGAGUGGGUUUAAUCUACAGCUGAUGAUUGGUUUACAGAGUGCUGAUGAAUCUUCUCUCUUCAUGUGGUGUUGAUCUUUCAGGUGUCAUCAGUCUGAGUCUCCUUCAGAACAUUUCAGCUGAUCUGUUAUCUGUUGAUCCUGGAGAAAACGUCACUCUGUUCUGUAACAUCACUAAUUAUUCAGAGAUAUCGUGGUAUCACAUGAACUCAGCAGGCGUGAGGCAGAUUAUAUCGACCUCACAAGGGAAUGUGGACAAACACUUUCAUGUUGUUUAUAAUGAAGAUGAGAGUCACUUUACUAUAACAGAAAGCAGCAGUUCAGUCAGUUUAGUGAUUAUUGGAGUUAGAGACACAGAUCUGGGAUUUUAUUACUGUGGAGGUCGAAACAAGGGACACAUUCAGUUUGGGAAAGUCAUCAGUCUGAACUUUACAGGUGGCAGCAAUAAGAUUGCUCCUUCACCAGAUUCACAGCAGGUUGGGGGAAAUGGGAACUGCUGGAUUAUCGUGUUAUGUACUAUGAUUUUAAUUCCUCUAAUGAACAUCUGCAUGUGUGUGUUUUGCUGCAGGAUACAAGGAAAAUUAAAUUUAUCAUGCUGCAGUCACUCUACUGACUCCACUGAAAAGGAAGAAAACAUUCAUUAUGCCAGUGUUCAGUACAAAAGAAAAUUCAGAUCUGCAAACAACAACUCAACACCUGAUUUGGACAGUGUGACCUAUGCAACAGUCGCAGAGCAGCCACAGAGAAACUGAACAACACAAUGUGUCUUUAUUUAUUUUAUUUAUUUAUUUUCUUAUAUGUACAAUUAUUUAACAUAUAAACAUAAGUUUACAUUACCAAUAAAGAUAAAUGCUUAUUAGUAACUUUGUUAUGAAUGUUUUCAGUUUGUAUAUUUUAAUGUCCCUUCAGCAGAACUCACACUGUAGUUGGUCUUUGUAGUUGUAUUCCUCUGUGUGUGUGUGUGUGUGUGUGUGUGUGUGUGUGUGUGUGUGUG